Orycteropus afer afer is the source of this 897-nucleotide messenger RNA. RefSeq names its product 60S ribosomal protein L12-like. The record is from RefSeq and is a predicted model, not a curated record. Gene Ontology annotation, molecular function: structural constituent of ribosome; large ribosomal subunit rRNA binding. Gene Ontology annotation, biological process: translation. NCBI's taxonomy places the organism in Eukaryota, Metazoa, Chordata, Mammalia, Tubulidentata, Orycteropodidae. The transcript is spliced from 4 exons. Gene Ontology annotation, cellular component: cytosolic large ribosomal subunit; ribosome.
AUGACUCCAAAGUUAGUGUGGAAAAAGAAAGAGACAGGACCAGGGAAGGGCAAAGUUGACCUACUUUAUGAUUUACCUUUUGGGGGAUCAACAAGAGUGGAACGCUUCUUAAGACGAGGAGGCUCAGAGGAGACUUUGUGCAACCUUCUCCUGUCAUCUUGCAUCCAGUUUGAUCUGACACCAUCUGCCUUUGCCAGGCCACCCAAGUUCAAUCCCAAUGAGAUCAGCCUUGUACAUGAGGUGACCAGUAGGGAAGUUGGAUUCAUGCCCACCCUAGCCCACAAGAUCAACUUCCAGGAUCUGCCUCCAAAAAAGGUUGGUGCUAACACUGCCAAGGUAAAUAGUGACGAGAAACAUUUAAAGAUCAAGGUGAAAUUGAACAUUCAGAACACACAAGCCCAGAUGGAGGUGGUACCUUCUACCUCUACCCUGAUCAUCAGCGUUCUCAAGCAACAACACAGAGAUAGAAAGCAGAAAAAUAUUAAAUACAGUGGAAACAUCAUUUUUGAUGUCAUUGUCAAUAUUAUCUGAGAGACACAGCAUAGAUAUUUAUCCAGAAAACGCUCUAGAAUUAUUAAAGAGAUUAUUGGAACUGCCCAAUCUGUGGGCUGCAGUGUUGACGGCCACCACCCUCAUGACAUCACAGGUGACAUCAACCAUGAUAUGGUGGAAUACUCAGGAGGUGGACAAUAUAUUCCCACUAGUCAGCCAUACCUACCACCUACUGCCCUACUCAGCAGACAAGCACUGCCACCCAUUCCGGUACCACAGGAGCAACAAGAAGGUGGACAACACCAGAUCAUCCCACCUGCAGCUCAUGUUCACAUUCAGCAAACAGAGAUCCACAUCUACAUUCUUAUCAGUUACUCCACAUACCUAGAUAAAGCAGACAAGUGA